AUGAGUUUGGAUACAAUAAGGAAUGCAUUUGAAAGGAAUAUAGCUGGUACGACUACCCUGGACGAAGAGCUUGAAAGAGCAGGAAAUUCAUAUGUCCAUGAUUCUUCUCAUUGCUCUGUGUUCACAGAUACCACCAGUGAUGACAUAGAUCAUGUGGCAACUUCGGUUAGCUGUAGAACGGGUGUUGCAUAUGGAGCGGCUAUAGCUUCGGGACUUGUAAUCGGAUAUCAAAUUGGGGUCAUUGCGGCGGUAUUUAUAUCAUUGAAGGCUGAACAUCUAGGGCUUCAGGUAUUGUCGGAUUUUACUAGGGAAGUUGUAACGAGUGUGACAUGCAUCGGAUGCGUCGUUGGGUCUGUAUGCUGGUAUUUUUUAACGGAUAGAUACGGACGGAAGCCAAUUUUGUUAAGUUCUGGGUUUGUUAUUGUAUUUUCUUCGGUUAUAAUGGCAUUGUCGAAUAGUUUAGAGGUCUUGGUAUGUGGGAGGCUCAUCUCGGGUGUCGCUGUAGGGGUUGCCGCGCAAUGCACGCCCGCUUACUGGGGCGAGAUUUCACCUGCCUCGUUAAGAGGUAGCAUUAUGGCUUCACAGACGGUAGCAUUAGCAGGCGCUCAGGUAAUUGCUUACUUGAUUUCGGUUUAUUUUAUGUCUAAGGACGUGGCUUGGAGAUAUCUUUUUGGGAUAGGUGUUGUGCCUGCAAUGAUAUUGUUACUAUUUCUAGCCUUUAUUCCAGAAUCGCCUAAAUGGUUAGUUAUGAAGGCAAGGAUUAAUGAUGCAGAGGUGACAAUUAGGAAGCUAUAUCCGCAUGCAUCGACUCAUCAGGUACAAGUGAAGGUAAAAAAGCUAGUACAUGGUUUAGCAAAACUAAGAAGUUCCGAAGACGAGACAGAGCCUCUAAUAGAAAGAAGGGGGAGUAGGAGGAGUUGCAUUCCGAAACAAUACAGUGGUGCAUCCGUGAAUUAUCCUACAGAUGCUAAUACAAUGAAUACAAGACCGUUUUCUGAAGAGUCUUCCCAUGGACGCAAGAGGCAACACGACAUGGAAGCGCGCACAAAAAGGGCAUUGACUAUGGCUUGCAUUUUAAUGUUCCUUCAACAGAUCUUAGGGAUCAAUGCAUUCAUGUGUUAUUCCCCUGUAAUAUUUGCAAAAAUGGGUGCGAAAUCACCGUGGAUACCUUCAUUAUUUGUCGCAAUAACCAAAUUUACCUUCGCUUGCAUUUCAAUAAAAUAUACCGAUAAAGUUGGCAAACGGAUGAUGCUUUUAUGCACAACAGCGAUCACGACUAUAAGCCUGGUAAUGUGUCAUAUUGGGAUUGAAAACGGGACUUUUGGUUUAAUUGUCACCGCUAUGCUUAUUUGCAUUGCUUCUUAUGCAUCUGCAAUGGAGACAAUACCAUGGAGCAGCGUGGAAUUUUUGCCUUUGAACAGAAGAUCCUUUGGCAGCGUUUGCAUUUCUUGCACUAAUUGGUUAACAAACAGCAUAGUUUGUAUCAGUUUCUUGACUGUAACAAAUUAUAUCGGUUGUGCUAAAAGUGCGCUAAUUUUUGCAUUUUUUAGUAUUCUUAACUGGAUAUUUGUCUACAACAGGUACCCAGAGAUCAAAGGACUAACGUUGGAAGAGAUAGGAACAAUCUUUGAAGAUGGUAUUGAUGUGAACUAUAUUUACAGAAACUACCAUUAA
Eremothecium cymbalariae DBVPG#7215 is the source of this 1674-nucleotide messenger RNA. It is a transcript of the gene CIN10, whose product is annotated as Cin10p. Bases 1 to 1674 code for a protein of 557 amino acids. Gene Ontology annotation, cellular component: membrane. NCBI's taxonomy places the organism in Eukaryota, Fungi, Ascomycota, Saccharomycetes, Saccharomycetales, Saccharomycetaceae. The record is from RefSeq and is a predicted model, not a curated record. The transcript has a single exon. Gene Ontology annotation, molecular function: myo-inositol:proton symporter activity. Gene Ontology annotation, biological process: transmembrane transport.